AUGGAUGGUAAUAUUACAGAGCAGUAUAUGGAGCAAGACGAAGAUCAGGGCAUUGAGGAUGAUGAUGAGUUUUUCAACGCAUUGGAUAUGUCAGAUGGUAAUUAUAUUCAUAAAUCUGUGGACAAUUUGCAUAACAUAACUUUGAUGCUUAUUUUCAAAAUUAUAAGUGAAUAUCUUAUCGUUGAAGUAACCAGUCAUGUAAAAGCCACACUCACUUUGAUCACAAAGUUAAUAUGUGAUGAUAUGACUGCCUAUCCUUUGGUGAUUGCUCUUGGUCAUAACCUUAGCUGGAGGUCUAUACCAGUAGCAGUUAAGAAAGAAAUGUGUACUUCACCAGACAUCUUGGAAACUGAGCAUAAACUGCAAGAGUUGCUUUUCUCUGGAGACAUUUCCAUGGAAGAUUGCAGUCUUAUAAGUAAUCAAAAUGCAAUGGGAUUGAAUAGGAUAAUAUACUUUAAAAACAUAGAAGAUCAAAUGUUUUAA
Molecule: messenger RNA, 483 nt
Organism: Phycomyces blakesleeanus NRRL 1555(-)
Lineage: Eukaryota; Fungi; Mucoromycota; Mucoromycetes; Mucorales; Phycomycetaceae
Exons: 3
Coding region: 1-483 (160 amino acids)
Source: RefSeq, a predicted model, not a curated record